This is a messenger RNA of Necator americanus (New World hookworm), 324 nucleotides long. RefSeq lists its product as uncharacterized. The transcript has a single exon. Lineage: Eukaryota; Metazoa; Nematoda; Chromadorea; Rhabditida; Ancylostomatidae. The coding region runs from base 1 to 324 and encodes 107 amino acids. The record is from RefSeq and is a predicted model, not a curated record.
AUGCAUCCCAUUUUUCUUUCUUUGCUUCUCAUCGAAAAUGUCAUUGCCCCACCAUCUUCCGAUAAUGGUCAGAAAAGAAGAAGUAGACUUAAGCGGGAUUUUCGUGUUGGUCAGAAGAGAUGUCAACCACGGUUUUCGGAAAUAUCCACUCUGUACUUGGGAACUAAUUCACAAGAUAACCAGAACGACUUCGACGAAUUUCUUGAGAUCGAUUUCCCUAAGGAACAGUGCGCUGGAACCAGAAGGCCGUCACUUAUGCCUUAUCUUAUCAUGGUUUUCGACACCAAACCAAAAAGUCGAGAGCUAACAGGUUCUUUGCUGUAG